Fusarium keratoplasticum is the source of this 729-nucleotide messenger RNA. RefSeq lists its product as uncharacterized. Lineage: Eukaryota; Fungi; Ascomycota; Sordariomycetes; Hypocreales; Nectriaceae. The record is from RefSeq and is a predicted model, not a curated record. The transcript has 3 exons. Gene Ontology annotation, molecular function: O-methyltransferase activity; S-adenosylmethionine-dependent methyltransferase activity. Bases 1 to 729 code for a protein of 242 amino acids.
AUGAAGGACAACGUUACCCCGCUGUAUACCAGCCCUCAACUGGGCGCCAAGGUCUCGACAUAUUCCGAGCAGCACUCGACGCCGCUGCCCAAGUACAUCAGCGACUACCACGCCCACAUCUCCUCCACCCGUGAUGAUUCAGAGUACUUGAGCUCAGGCUUCCAAUCCCAGUUCAACAUCUUCCUUGCCAAGUCCAUCGGUGCCAAGAGAGUCCUCGAGAUUGGCGUCUAUGCCGGGUUCUCUGCCCUUGUCUGGGCUCAUGCCGUUGGUCCAGACGGCCAGGUAACUGGCUUGGAGUACGAGCCCGAGUACGCCAAGCUCUCCAACGAGGGAUUCGCAGCCAACGGCGUCAACAACGUUGAAAUCGUCGUCGGCCCUGCAUCUGAGACGCUACCAAAACUGAACCCCAGCAAGCCGUACGACCUCGUCUUCAUCGACGCCGACAAGACGGGGUACCCGGGUUAUCUGAGACAGCUCCUCGAGGGGUCUCAGCCCGGCAGCACAAAUAGGCUGCUCCGACCGGGGGCCCUCAUCGUCUCGGACAACGUGCUGCGCCGGGGCCUGGUUGCGGAUGACAAGGCGCUCGGCGACGAGGAGCUCACUGGCGACCGGCUCGCCAACGUCCAGGCCCUGAGGGAGUUUAAUGACCUGAGCUUGAGCAACCCGCGACUGGAGACGUUUGUCAUACCUCUGUGGGACGGUGUCAGCGUCACCAGACUUAUUGAUUAG